CAGAGGAGCCAGAGGAGCCAGAGGAGCCAGAGGAGCGGGCAAAAGGAGCGGCCAUGGGAGGCAUGUACUCGGUUGAGAAAAUGGCGGGAGUCUUUUCGUACCAGAGCUCGGACAUCGACUGGUGUGAGGACAACUUCCAACACUCAGAGAACGUCGCAGAGUUUUUCAAUACGGUGAGCAGUUUCUUCUUCUUCAUCGUGGCUCCCAUCAUGCUCUACCUGCUGCAUCCUUACGCCAAAGAGAGGAACCUGGCCGUGCACAUGGUCUGGGUCAUGAUGAUAUUCGUGGGCCUUUUCUCAGCAUAUUUCCACAUGACCCUGAGUUUUGUGGGUCAAAUGCUCGAUGAACUGUCCAUCCUGUGGGUUAUAGCGGUGGGUUACUCUCUCUGGUUUCCUCGUAAGCUCUUCCCAUCGUUCAUAAAGGACAGGUCGACCUUCUCUAAACUGGUGCUGGUCAUGACAGUUAUCACGUCAUUGGUGUCUUUUGUCAAACCCACGGCCAACGCUUACGCCCUCAACUGCUUCGGUCUGCACUUCCUCUACACUCUGGCCAUAGAGAUGAGAUGCUGCACAGAUCAGAGGGCUCUGCGUCUGGCCAAACUCUCCGUGGGACUCUGGGUUUUGGCCAUCUCCUGUUGGGUCAGCGACAGAUUUGGCUGCAGCUUCUGGCAAAAGAUGAACUUCUGUUACUUGCACGGUCUCUGGCACAUUUUCAUCGUGAUCGCUGUGGCCUACGGCAGCACUCUCAUAGCGUAUCUGGACGCUAACAAUGAGAUCCCGUACUCUCUGCCCGGGCUGCAGUACUGGCCCUGUGACAAGUGGCCGGUGGGCUUACCUCACAUUGUCCUCAAAGGCACCCCAAAAACACGCAAAAGAUGUUGAUUAUGUUUGAAUUGUGUAAAUAACUUUUUCUAUCGCGAACAUUUCCAUAACUAUAUUUCGAGAGGUUGCAUUCAUGUGACAGGUG
Messenger RNA from Periophthalmus magnuspinnatus, 966 nucleotides. RefSeq names its product alkaline ceramidase 1 (gene acer1). NCBI's taxonomy places the organism in Eukaryota, Metazoa, Chordata, Actinopteri, Gobiiformes, Gobiidae. Gene Ontology annotation, biological process: ceramide metabolic process. Gene Ontology annotation, cellular component: membrane. Gene Ontology annotation, molecular function: hydrolase activity, acting on carbon-nitrogen (but not peptide) bonds, in linear amides. The transcript is spliced from 7 exons. Bases 54 to 881 code for a protein of 275 amino acids. The record is from RefSeq and is a predicted model, not a curated record.